This is a messenger RNA of Punctularia strigosozonata HHB-11173 SS5, 1408 nucleotides long. RefSeq names its product heme oxygenase-like protein. Bases 179 to 1135 code for a protein of 318 amino acids. Gene Ontology annotation, molecular function: heme oxygenase (decyclizing) activity. The record is from RefSeq and is a predicted model, not a curated record. Gene Ontology annotation, biological process: heme oxidation. The transcript has 2 exons. NCBI's taxonomy places the organism in Eukaryota, Fungi, Basidiomycota, Agaricomycetes, Corticiales, Punctulariaceae.
CUGGACAGCCUCUCGCCCCCGACAUAUCCCAUAAAAGCCCGCUGCUACGCGACACGCCCGUGUUCGCGCCUCGGACUGCCUUCUUUCCAGCGACCCUGACUCAUCCGCGAGAGCCACCCGUCUAUAUAGCUUUCGCCGUCGCCUUCCUCGCCCAGUAGCAUCUCUCCAGACGACCACAAUGGCGACGGAGCUCGACACCAGUCUCCCCGUCUCCACCCUUCUUCGCCAGGCUACCGCCGCAGCCCACUCGACGGCCGAACACUCUCCGGGGGCAGGCUGGCUCGCCCGCGGCGAGCUUGACCGCGAAGAGUACAUCCGGUUCAACUUCAUGCUCUGGGCUGUUUACAGCACGCUGGAAGACGCUCUCGCAAAAUAUUCCACCAACUCGGUCCUCGCGCCCAUCUAUAACCCGGCGCAGCUCGCCCGGACGGAGCGCCUGGAAGCUGACAUCGCUUACCUCCUUGAAACCCUUCCUCUCCCUCCUUCUACCACCCCCAUUACUCCGGCCUCCUCCGCUUUGCUUCUCCCCCGGCCAGCCCCAGACGCCUGGUCCACCCACCCGCUCUACACAGCGUUUCUCGCCACGCCACCCGCCGCUCUCGUCUCCUACGCCACCCGCCUGAGUACGCUCGCUUCAUCAUCCUCCACCGCUCCCCUUCUUCUCGCCCAUGCCUAUGUACGCUACCUUGGCGACCUCUCGGGUGGACAGGUUAUCCGCCGGCGCAUAGUCAAAGCCUACGACCUUCCCGCCGACUCGGACUCUGGCUCGUCCUUCUACGCAUUUGGCGCCCAGGGCGACGCCGGGCGCGCCGCCGGCCUCGGCGACAUGAAGCGCAUCAAGGAGGCCUUCCGCGCCGGCAUGGACGAGGGCGUCAAGGACGACGCGGAGCUCAAGCGCACGCUCGCGCAGGAGGCAAACACCGCCUUCGCGCUCAACACCGGCCUGUUCGACGCCUUGCAGCCUCCGGCUAACGCAUCGACCCUCGACGCGCCCGAGAAGGAGCUUGACGGGUCGCUCGGCGUGCCGCUGUCGCCAACCAUCUCCGAGGGGCAGUUCGGUGGCGUCUUCGCGGGUCUCAAGACCAAGGUCGCGGACAUUUUCGGCUUUGGCCAGCAGGGCGACGUGAAGGCCUGAAAGUCUGAACAUUGAGCGCUAUCAUACGAUAUAUAUUCAUCCAUACACUUACUGUACAGGGGGGUUGGAUACUCGUAUAUGCAUUAGAUGCCUAUCUUUUCGUUAUGCAAGGUUUCCGAACUGGAAAAGCGGCGGGUGCCCCGCGCGCCCACCUUCGCUUGCACCCACGGUGACAUUGAUAAUCCAGCAUUUCCAGCCUCCACUGGUGCAACGCUGUUAGAGUGAUGUGUAAUGUUAGCGUGAGAACAACAUGUUAUAUUCCUGUAACAUAGG